AUCUCUAUCCUUAUACCAACUCUACCCUUAGGCUUUCGUCGCCGAUAUCUAAACACGUCCUCCCCCCCAAGAGCUUCACCCCUCCCUAUCCAUCUCUGAGAGCUAAGCAAGUGAUGGCGAAGUUCAAAUUUCAAGUCUAAAAUUGUUGCAGCAUCUAAACCGGCGUCCAUGUAAGAAUCAACUGAGUGAGGGUGAAUUGAUGGAUUUACACGUGAUGCAAUCUGUCCAAGUAAUCAAGUUAUGAAGAUGCAAAGUUGUUUGGAAUGGUUUGUUUUACCAGUAAACUAAAAUCGGAACUUCAAUUUGAAAGAAGAUGGAGGAACUAUUAUGGAUCUGCCGAUCUGGUGUAAUGGGGUUAAAAAUUGUUGGUGGGUGCAAGGGUAUUAUUGUACUUCAACAAAAUAUUACAUCUAAAAUCACUUUUUUUAUCAAACACUCCAACUUUUACAUUUUAAUUAAAAUCACUUCUAUUUUCAAACACUACCUACUUUUACUACAAAUCACUUCUAUUUCCAAACACUAUCUACUUUUACUACAAAUCACUUUUUCAAUAAUCUCUUAAAAAAAUCACUUUUAAAAAGCACAAGUAAUCACAAACACUCCCUAAAAUUUGGUGUACACCCAGUAUUCUAAAAAGGCCUUAUUAGGCGGCUCAUAGGCGCACCAUUGCGCAAGGCGCACAGCAAACGCCCCGCACAGCCUUGAGGCGUGCUAAAAGGCGUGUUAAGCCUUUAAAAUCCGGAAAAAAUAAACUUAACUAAAGCCUGUUAGGCCAUAUUUAGUCCCACAUUUAGUCCCACGUGCACAGCGUAGCAACGUAGCCUUAACUUGGCAAUUCGAUUAAUAUAUACCCAGUCAGGAGGAGGAUUUGUCUCUUCCUUUCCGGUGUGGGAAUACUAAAAUAGUACUCCCUCCCCAAAAUUAGCUUCUCACUUUCCUUUUUGGGCAGUCCCGAAAUUAACUUCACACUCCAAAAUUUUCCUUAUUUGGCAAAUAAUCUACAUCAAAAAAGUGUCAAACAGUGCCAAACAGUUUGCAAAUAGUGUAAAACAGUGUUUAAACAGUGCACUCCACAGUAAAGUCAAAUUUAUUUUCUUAAUCUGUGUGAAGUCAAACUAAGAACUUAAUUGCGGGACGGAGGGAGUAGUAGAACUACGUUGCACCUAUAUGCUUGUUCACAUUUUUUUACGGUUGCUUGCUCACAUUCUUUAUUUCUUAGUUUUGAGUAUAGAUCUACUCCGGAUUAUAUUGCUUAUAUUAUACUCCGUAUAACUAUAAACUUUAAUUCAAUCACUUCAUUUUUUAUUAAUAAUAGUUAACAUUAAUGUUUCCUUUAAAAAAAAAAAUAGUUAACAUAAAUGUAUUAUAUCUACUGAAAAGUAAUGGUGUAUUAUUGUUAUAAUAUUGUUUUUACUCUUGUAUGUUGAAACAAUAUGCUUAAUAUUGCUAUUAGUAUUAUCAUUAUAAAUAUCUAUUUUACAAUUUCUUAUUUGUUGUAUAGCUGAUGCAUCAUGCAUAUAUUAUGAGUCAUUGAUAGUUUUUCAAAAUUGUAUUGUCCGAAAAUGUAAAAGUAUGAUGCUUUUACGUGGUAUAUUUCACAUUCCAUGUGUAUGUUUAUUACUUUUUCAGAUCAAGUUUUUGUGUAAUUAGUGAAUUUAUACUAUGUAUUUGUUAGAUUUAGGUCCCGAUAAACACCUUUAUGUCGAAAAUGAGAACAAUCUUAUGUUUUUGAAUAACAUUGUUUAUUUUUAUAUUUAAAUAUUUAAAAACAUCUUUACGAAUAUUUAAAUAAAUGAUAAAAAAUCAAAACGCCUUUUCACGCCUAAGUCCCGUCUAAGCCCGUCUAAGCUUUAAAGGCUUAAGGUUUGGGUGUACCGCUUCAGCAUGCCUUACACCUUUUAGAACAUUGUGUACACCAAUGUAACUUUUUUUUCUCUCAUUUGUGAUUUUAUGAGAUGGGAAUGAAGAAGAAUCUUUUUGAUGCUCCAUUUACCCGCUGUACAUAAGCAGGCUCUCAUGUGCUGUCAACUCCAUCAUCGAAACCCACUGACUCAUUCUGCCACUCUCGUCCUCUCCGCAUCGCCAAAGGCCCACAACCCCACCAUUUGCCAUUCUUUAAUGCUUUCGCCAAUAUAUUGUGUGCACUGUAGAGAGUUCCAGGAUAUUGGACAUUUGGACUGGCCCUGGAUUGUGGGAAGUCUGUCUCAAAUUGAGCUUGGUUUGCUCAAUUGCUUUAUGAUGAUGCGGUCUCUUCCUUCGAAACCAUUGUUUCGAUUAUUUGAUUAGAGUCACAGAUUUUUGUUUAACAUGCUUAUUAUAGUAUCGGAGUAAUAAUAUACACAGUACUUCAUAUUACUGUAUGAAGUGUCUGGUCGUGAGGAGUGGUAUUAGAAUCCCACACCGGGAAAGUUUGAAUCAACAAAAUGUUAUGUUAACAUGUUAAGACCCGGAGUUUUAUUCUAAAAGGUCAACCUAAUAAGAGUAGCCCAUGUGUUAAUAUAACAUUUUGUUCAUCCAAACUUUUCUGGUGUAGGACAUUUACAC
Messenger RNA from Cuscuta epithymum, 2544 nucleotides. NCBI's taxonomy places the organism in Eukaryota, Viridiplantae, Streptophyta, Magnoliopsida, Solanales, Convolvulaceae. The record is from the annotation of a GenBank genome assembly.